AUGGCAGAAACGCACGACUUCGACGGCCUCGUCGAGCGGUUUCGGCGCGGCCAGGGGAACCUCGCGACGCUGCGCGCGCGGCUCGCGACGGCGAGCGAGGCCUGGGAGGCGCUCCACCGCGCGCUCUCCGACGUGGCCUGCGGCGCCAUGCUCGACGCCGGCGGGUGGCCGCGCGGGCCCGGCGCGCUGUCCGUCGCGCUGACGGCCGCGGACGCGCACGGCACCGUCGGCCGCCUCGCGGCGGCCGCGGACGGCCCGCUCCGGCUCCUCGUCGACGAGGCCGCGGAGAUCGACGCGCUCGUCAAGCGGCGCGGCGUCCUCGCCAACGACCACGACCUCCGCGAGGCCCAGUUCCGUCGCGUCGACGCCAUGGCCGCGAACGGCGGCAGGCUCGACGCCGAGGUCGCGGCGUCCGCGAGCGCCUACAUGCGGAGUUUGCACGCGCUCGACCGGGCGACGGCCCACGCGACCGCGGCGCUGGAGGCUUUUGAUGAAGCUUUGGAGGCCGAGGAGGCCGCGGCCGUCGAGCUCGUCGCCGGCGCGCGCCUCGCGCACGCGCAAAGAGCCGCGGUGACGCUCGCGCCCGUCGUCGACCUUUCGCACGGCGACCCGACGGCGUCGUUCUCGCGGCUUUUGGACCGGUGCCGCACGGACGACCCGGCGCUGCGCCUGCCCGAGUCGCGCGCGCUCGCGGACGCCGUCGCCGCGGCGCGCGCGGACGCGGGCGUCCGCGUCGCCGCGACGCCGAGCGUCCUCGGCCACUUCGAGUCCGUCGAGAUCGACGCGGCGCCGGACACGCGCUCCGUGGCGUUCCUCAAACGGCGCUGGUCGGGCGACGGCGAACCGCGGAGCCCGGAGGAGCGGCGCUCCGAGACCGUCGAGCGCAAGUUCCUCGCGUUCGCCUUCCCGGACGGCGACGGGCCCGCGAGCCCGGGACCGCGCGCCGCGGCCGCGGAGCCGGUCGCGGGCGCGACGCCCUUCUACACGCCCCGCGACGGGCGGCCCGAGCGCGAGGCGUCGCCCCGCGACGCGGGCGCGCACACGCCGCUGCCCGACGACCUCCUCGAGCGCAUGGGCGCGCGCCCGGACGAGAGCGUCGACGACUCCACGAGCGAGGAGGAGGGCGUCUUCGAUGCGCCCGGCGCCGCGCCGCCGCCGCCGGACGAGGAGGGCGUCUUCGACGCGCCCGGCGCCGCGCCGCCGCCGCCGGACGCGUCGACGCUCGAGGCGGCGGCCGCCGCGGUCGACGCUCUCGCCGACGACGACGCGACCGCGUCCUCGGCGUGGGAGUCCGCGUCCGGCGAAUCGUGGGCGUCGGGGCGGGACGUCGACCUCUAUACGAUGUAG
Molecule: messenger RNA, 1347 nt
Organism: Aureococcus anophagefferens
Lineage: Eukaryota; Pelagophyceae; Pelagomonadales; Pelagomonadaceae
Exons: 1
Coding region: 1-1347 (448 amino acids)
Source: RefSeq, a predicted model, not a curated record